This is a messenger RNA of Prosopis cineraria, 956 nucleotides long. RefSeq names its product cold-regulated 413 plasma membrane protein 2-like. Bases 222 to 830 code for a protein of 202 amino acids. NCBI's taxonomy places the organism in Eukaryota, Viridiplantae, Streptophyta, Magnoliopsida, Fabales, Fabaceae. The transcript has 5 exons. The record is from RefSeq and is a predicted model, not a curated record. Gene Ontology annotation, cellular component: membrane.
GAAUACUGAAUCCUGCAAGCCCCCAUGCAGUUAGAGUUAAACAGUUGAGAUCCGAAAUUUCGCGCUGUUUACAUAUUCCUCCACGAGUUAUUUUGAACUUGAAACUGGCUUUUCAUUCCCCAUACACGCCAAUCUUCUUGUCACCCUCAUUCACUCGCUGCACUUCAUUAUCUAUAUUCUAGUCAUAGAAACAACCUCCACUUCAAAAUAAGAGAAGCAGGAUGGGCAGGAUGGAGCAUAUGGCGCUGAAAGUGGAUCCUGCAAUGGCCACUUUGAUAGAUUCCGACGUAUAUGAGCUCAAACUUGCAGCCAAGAAGCUCAUCAACGAUGCCACCAAGCUAGGAGGCUUGCGCUUUGGCACUUCUUUUCUUAGAUGGCUAGCCUCCUUUGCUGCUAUUUACUUAUUGAUACUGGAUCGCACAAACUGGAGAUCAAAUAUGCUGACUUCAUUAUUGGUUCCCUACGUGUUCUUCAGUUUUCCAGGGUCACUUUUCCACUUUUUAAGAGGAGAGGUUGGGAAAUGGAUUGCUUUCAUCGCCGUUGUCCUUAGACUUUUCUUCCCUCGACAUUUCCCUGAUUGGCUGGAAAUUCCUGGUUCGUUGAUCCUUUUGUUGCUGGUGGCUCCUAACUUCUUUGCUCUCGCAUUGAGGCACAGCUGGGUUGGAAUAGUGAUAGACCUUAUCAUUGGCUGUUACCUGCUUCAAGAACAUGUCAGGGCUUCUGGUGGAUUCAGGAAUUCUUUCACGCAGAGCUAUGGAAUAUCUAAUACCAUUGGCAUCCUCCUUCUCUUAGCUUACCCUGUGUGGGGCCUGGUUAUCCAUUUUUUAUAGAAGUAUUGCAAUCAUCAACACUGAUAAUACUUUCCUUCUGGCAGAUUCACAGCAUGUGUGUUUUAUGACAAAUUUGCCUUUAAGAGCCGACCAGUUUGUCACUGAUGAGGCUGUUCUUUCAAUAAU